Messenger RNA from Spodoptera littoralis (African cotton leafworm), 1239 nucleotides. NCBI's taxonomy places the organism in Eukaryota, Metazoa, Arthropoda, Insecta, Lepidoptera, Noctuidae. The record is from the annotation of a GenBank genome assembly.
AUGGGUGUUAGUUUUAAUGUUACUUUGAAGAGCUUUAUUGUGUUGUUCAGCUUAUUUAUUACAGUAUCACCUGCACAUUUUCGGCACCGUAUUUUCCGAGACGGAACAAACGACGACGACAGAUGGAUUUGGGGAUACGAAACCACGUCAAACGAUACUGCUACUUCAGCCCCAGUAACAGACCCAGUGCCUGCAAAUAUCACAAAAAACGAUGUAUGUCAACCGUUCGACCCACCAAUGCCAGAUUUUAGCAAAACAGGGCGAAGAAUAAGUGAAAUAAAAUGUUACGAAUAUAUUUGGCAGUUAAGAGUAAGACACGAAAGGAGAACAAGAGCAACUAAAUGUAUAUUCGAGCUAUCAAGAAGUUCAGAUCCUAAUAAACCUAUCGCUGUUGAAGCCAUAGGAGGACACGAUACCGAACCAGGGGAAUUUCCACAUAUGGGCGCCUUAGGAUGGAAGGCGGCGACAGGAACUUGGGUGUUCAAAUGCGGCAGCUCACUCAUCAGCUCCAAGUUUGUGCUAACAGCAGGUCAUUGCUCCCAAGCUUCUAUAAGAGACACAUCUAUUGCUGAUCCUGUGCCUAAGAUAGUGAGACUGGGAGACAAGAACAUUGCUGAUGUGUAUUCGCACGGCGUUUUACCAACUGAUGCUAAGAUCCUCAAAAUAAUAGUCCAUCCAAAGUAUUCACCUCCGAAGAAGUACUAUGAUAUCGCUCUUGUGGAGCUGGAGAAGAACGUACGUUUCACCAAGUUCAUCCAACCAGCUUGUUUGUGGAACAACUUUGAUACUUCUGCCCUUGGAACAGAGGCUAUGUUGACUGGAUGGGGUGUAGUGGAAACUAAUGGCCGAAAGACCUCUCCUGAGCUGCAAGAAGCAGUAGUAGACCUGAUAGACAGUGAGACCUGCGACCGUCUGCUGAGACCGUCCUGCAACAGGAACUGGUGUGGAGUAAGAAAAGAACAGCUCUGUGCUGGAAAACUUGAAGGAGGAGUCGAUGCCUGUCAGGGUGAUUCCGGUGGACCUCUCCAAGUGCAAAUUCCCAUCCCAAUUACAACGGAAGGUUUGAUGCACUAUGUAGUUGGUGUGACGUCAUUCGGCAUUGGCUGUGCACUACCCAACCUGCCUGGAAUCUACACCAGAGUUUCCAGCUUCUUGGACUGGAUCGAACCUAUUGUUUGGCCUCAACCUAUUGAUAGUAAUAAAAUAUUUUUUGAUUACGUUCUGUUUUUUAAUCUUUGA